Molecule: messenger RNA, 470 nt
Organism: Enterobius vermicularis (human pinworm)
Lineage: Eukaryota; Metazoa; Nematoda; Chromadorea; Rhabditida; Oxyuridae
Source: the annotation of a GenBank genome assembly
AUGGAUGGAGAGCAGAGGAAUUCUCCAUUUUAUCCACUUCCAACGCAAUUUUUACAACCAGAGGCCAGUGAAGAUGAAGAGGAUGAUCUGAGGUAUGCAGACGAUGACGAGUAUGACCACACACUUAUGCAGAUUAAAGUUAACAGUCGGGCUGCUGCUAAUGACGAUUUAAUUCCGCCGGAUGGUUCUGGAAUCUCUCCCAACGUCUUCUAUGGUGUGGCCGAAACUUCUCACCAGAUAAGUCGACGGUGCUUUUGGAAGUUGGUUUUUGAAGAAUUGGAGCGUGAUUUUCAAGCACUUAAAGCUAGCCUUAGAAGAUUUUUUGCCUUCAAAUUUACCACUGAAUCGCCAAAUUGGUACCUUGUACUUCGCUUUGAUUUUGGAUGGGUGCACGUUGCUGUGUUGGCUGCCUUUAUAGUGAAACAUUCAAUUUUGGGAAAAGAUGAGAAACUCACUUCAGGAGGUUAAAU